AUGGGUCUCUUAGUGACCACAGGCAAACUAAAAGUAGAACUGACACGGUGCCUUGGAGUUGAACAACUGGGUACAUCAACGGAAAUUAAGGUAAUUAUGAUGAAGAUUCUGAUCAGAAAAUUCUCCUGCUACCUGGCAAUGUCCAAUCUAGAAUCCAGCCUGGAUUCUCUUGAUUCUCUGCAAAGUCCCAAUAGGAACCAACUGGUGUGGAGGUUUGAAAUGAAUGUGUGGACUGAGCGACAGUUAUUUCAGAUUUCAGACAGUCAUUUCAACACUGGUGUUGCUGAUGUUGUUAAAAUGACACAGGUUGCCACCACACCUUUGGGCAGGAUCGGCUUUGCCAUCGCCCGCCGUCUGGCCCAGGAAGGGGCCCACGUAGUCAUCAGCAGCCGGAAGCAGCAGAACGUGGACCAAGCUGUGGCCAUGCUGAAGGAGGAGGGGCUGAGUGUGACGGGCACCGUGUGCCAUGUGGGGAAGGCUAAGGAUCGAGAACAUCUGGUGGCCACGGCACUGGAGCAUUCUGGGGGUGUUGACUUCCUGGUGUGUGUUGCAGGGGUUAACCCCUUGGUGGGGAGCACUCUGGGAUCUAGUGAGCAGAUUUGGGACAAGAUCCUGGAUGUGAAUGUGAAGGCUCCAGCCAUGCUGCUGAGCCAGCUGCUGCCUCACAUGGAGAACAGGAGGGGGAGCUCCGUGGUUCUGGUCUCAUCUAUGGUGGCUUAUUUGCCUAUACCAGCACUGGGAGUCUACAACACUAGCAAGACUGCCCUGUUAGGUCUGUGCAAGUCACUGGCUGUGGAGCUGGCACCGAAAGGCAUCCGAGUGAACUGUAUAGUGCCAGGAAUCAUCAAUACUGACUUUAGCCAAGUGUGGGGUCAUCCUCCUGCAAAGACAUCGGUCAAUCCUCCACCUAACAUUGACACUAAAAUCUUUCAGCGGAAGUCAUUGACCCACAUCCAACCUGCCAUAAAGGAUAUCUAUGGAUUGCUGCGGAUUGGGGAGCCAGAAGAAUGUGCAGGGAUCGUGUCCUUCCUGUGCUCUUCAGAUGCCAGCUUCAUCACUGGAGAGAACAUUGCAGUGGCGGGCUUCUCUCCUAAACUAUGA
Dipodomys ordii (Ord's kangaroo rat) is the source of this 1101-nucleotide messenger RNA. RefSeq names its product dehydrogenase/reductase SDR family member 2, mitochondrial-like. The coding region runs from base 1 to 1101 and encodes 366 amino acids. The transcript has 10 exons. Gene Ontology annotation, molecular function: carbonyl reductase (NADPH) activity. The record is from RefSeq and is a predicted model, not a curated record. NCBI's taxonomy places the organism in Eukaryota, Metazoa, Chordata, Mammalia, Rodentia, Heteromyidae.